AUGGCGUCCCUCCUCGCAUCGCCAGCCACACUGGCUGGGCCUCGAACCGCAGGUUCGUCUUUUCUCCAUAACCUUCCUGUGUCGUCCAUAUCCGUACUUUCGCACCUCCCCAGCAGGCUAACAGUUCGAUCCAAUCCUCCCUCUCCGCCCCUCCCCUCCUCCCGCCCUCCCCCUCCCCCCACUUCUCCCUUCCCCUCCCCGUCUCCUAACAGCAUUCGCCAAAGAUCAUCUCCCGCAUCGCCCAGCAGGCUAGCAGCCCGAUCCCCUUCCCUUCGUCUCCUCCCACUCAUCUGCGCUCCUCGCUAUUCCCGUCAUCCCCACCCAACCCCCCCUCAAAAACCCCCUCCCACUCCCUCCCCGAGCAGCUUUCGCCAAGGAGCAACUUCCCCAUCUCCCCAGCAGGCUAGCCACCCGAUCCAAUCAAUCCCCCCUCUUCCUCCCCCAACCAACCCCCCUUUCCCCUCCCCCUCCAUUCGCCAAGGGCCAUCUCCCGCAUCUCCCCAGCAGGCUAGCAGCCCGAUCCCCGUCCCUUCGCCUCCGCCCAUUUCCGAGACCAGUAGCGGCUCAGUCGAAGACAGCAAGAUCGACUUUGGCGACUUUUUCAAGGGCGAUUUACCCAAGAAAUUCCUCAUGCUCCUGGGUCUGCUCGCCCUAUCCCGCGUGGGAAUCUACAUUCCCCUGUGGGGGGUCGAUAUCUCGGCCUUCCAGGAGCAACUGGGGGAGGGCUCAUUCCUGGCCACCCUAGAUACCCUCUCAGGGGGCGGAAUCGGACGGCUGGGAUUGUUUUCGCUGGGCAUCGUGCCGUAUAUCAACGCUCAGAUCGUGUUUCAGCUGCUGGGGACGCUGUAUCCGAAGAUUGCAGAUCUGCAGAAGAAGGAGGGAGAGGCGGGGAGGAAGAAGGCACAGCAGUAUAUGAAGUAUAUGGCUGUGGCGUUUGGUGCUCUGCAGGUAUUUUGA
Molecule: messenger RNA, 957 nt
Organism: Closterium sp. Naga37s-1
Lineage: Eukaryota; Viridiplantae; Streptophyta; Zygnematophyceae; Desmidiales; Closteriaceae
Source: the annotation of a GenBank genome assembly